Molecule: messenger RNA, 3867 nt
Organism: Rotaria sp. Silwood2
Lineage: Eukaryota; Metazoa; Rotifera; Eurotatoria; Philodinida; Philodinidae
Source: the annotation of a GenBank genome assembly
AUGGAAUACCAUGAAAAAGCAUUAGAAAUUCAAGAGAAAUAUUAUUCAACAAACAGUAUGAUCCUAGCUGAUACCAUCAAUCGUAUCGGUCAUGUUCUAUACAAUGAAAAGAAGUAUGAUGCAGCGAUUCACUAUUACUACCGGGUACUUUCAAUGCAAAAACGUUUCUGUCCUAAUAGUUACAUUCAAAUUUCAUAUACUCUUACCUUUAUUGGUAACAUUUUGUAUGAGCAAGGAGAGUAUGAUGAUGCUCUUCAGUAUUAUCGAAAAUCCUUGUUUAUUCAAGAAAAAUAUCAUGAAUUUUGUCAUGUUGACAUUGCUGAAAACUUGAAUUUUAUUGGUCUUGUUCAGUGUAGCCAAAAGAAUUAUGAUGAAGCUAUUCAUUACUUUCAACGGUCAUUAGCUAUUCAAAAUGAAUUCCGUCCAUUUAGUUAUGAUAAUAUUGCAACCAUUCUUAGCAAUAUUGGUAAUGCUCUGUAUUAUCAACGAAAAUAUGAUAAAGCUCUUGAUUUUUAUCAACGAGCGCAUAAAUUACGAGAAAAUUUUGAUGCAACUAAUCAUGUUCACAUUUUAAAUAGCCUUAUAAGCAUUGCCAAUAUUCGAAGAGAUCAAAAACAGUACGAUGAUGCUAUCAAAUUCCAACAACAAGCAUUAAUCAUACAAAAAGAACAUUAUCCUUUUGAUCAUGUGAACAUUGCUGCCAUUCUGAAUAAACAAAGAAAAUAUAAUGAAGCUCUUGACUUCUAUCAACAAGCACAGGAAAUUCACGAAAAAUGCUGUCCAUUAAAUCUUAUUGAUGUAGCUAAUGGUUUGAUCAAUAUUGGUGAUAUCCUGAAUAAACAAGAAAAAUACGAACAAGCUCUUGGGUUUCAACAAAAAGCAUUAAUAAUUCGAGAAGAAAAAUAUUCAUGUUGUCAUGAAAAAGUUGCAAAUAGUUUGAAUCGCAUUGGUGAUAUUCGAUUUUAUCAAAAAGAAUAUAAUCUUGCACUCGAUUACUAUCAACGAGCUCUCGUUAUCCUCGAAAACUAUUAUCCAUCUGGUCAUAUCGAUAUUGCACCAUGUUUAAGAUCUAUUGGAAUGAUCUUAUGUAUACAAAGAAAAUAUGAUGAAGCACUUGAUUUUCAUCGACGAGCACUGAAAAUCUAUGAACGGUAUUAUCCAUCCGAUCAUGAGGAACUUGCUGCUUCUUUAGAUUCCUUUGAUAUUCUUGUUUCACUAUGGAUUAAUAAACUACUAUCUCAAUCUGCUCAACAUGAUAUUCAAACAAUAACAGCUCUUUGCCAUUUUCUCGAAGGAAAAUCUCAUGACUUUGAUACUAUUCAAUGGUUAGAUCAAACGUCUUGUUCAAUACUUCAAUCCUUGUUAUCAUUGGAUAAUGAAAAUAAUGGAUUUGCUAUUGAUAGAUUAUUAGUUAAAAUUGCUUUCUCAAAUCAUCAAUUAUUACCUGUAAAUCCAACGACUCUCAAAGAAUUCCUACUUGAUAAAGAUUUUGAAAUAAAUUCAAUUCCUAUGAUUCUCUUUCCGUUAAUCAUUACUUUAUAUGGGGGUUUAAAACGAGAUGGUUCAGUUGUUAUGUUCGAUCCUUCUGAUAUUCAUCGAGAAUCAACUGCAAUAACACCAAUGUUAAUACGUUUUCUAUCUGAUAAUGAUUGCAAUAAACAAAAACAAAAUUUAAAAAAAUUAAAACAAGAAUGUAUAAAAUCUUUUGCGAUACGAAUAGAAAAUCAUGAUGAAUCUUUAGAAGCAGUUGAUUUGUGUAUUGCAACUAUAUGUUUUUAUAAUAUUGAAUAUAUACAAGAAAAUUUAAAGAUGAUUUCCAAUUCUUUUUUACGUAUGUGUAGAAAUAGAUUAAAAUAUAUUUCAAUGAUUUUACGUCAAUUCUAUUUUGCUGCCGAUGAAAAAGAUCUAUCCUUGGAAAAUGAAACAACAAUAUUUAUUUCAACAUGUAUCAAAAAAUUUCAAUAUGUUGAAUCAGCAAGAAUUCAUUUUUUGGAUUUGUUAAAUUCAUUAAGAAGUAGUGUAGCUCGAUUACGAUUUUCCUCAACAUCAAUUUUAUUAGAAGGAAUAUCAAAAUCUGAUAAACGAGUGACAUUAUAUCUACCUAAUUCUUUACGAAAAGAGAAUUCAUUUCUAAAUUGUCUUUUAACAACUGAUAUGCACAUUUGUUUCGAUCGAAAAUCGUCCUCAUUAAUUUAUCAUUUCACUAAACUUUUCUGGCUAUUAGAAGAAAAUGAUCAGUUCGAUACACAAUAUAGAAUGGCAGUUGCUAUGGAUAACAUACCAGAAUACUUAAUGUUUCUCAAUAAUGAAGAUCUUUUAAUUCCAUUAACAUUCGUUCCUUCACAUUUACGGAAUCUUUAUGAUCGAUUAUUGAAAGAAAAAUUUAUUACAAUUAAUCCAAGAGAGUCAAUAGCAAAUAGCAGACAACAUCUUUAUUUUGGAUCUUAUUUAACAGAUGAAGAACGGAAAAGAGUAAUACAAGAUAAUAUUGAACAAGAAUAUCAAAGGCUUAAAAAUGCUUCAGUUGAAAAUGAUCAAAGAAAUGUAAAACUUUAUUCUGCAUCAAUCUCUUUGGCACGUAUUUGUCGUUGGACUGACGAUGGAAGAAAAUCAUUUUUAUUAGAACAAAGUAUAAAUGGAGCUAUGUCAAUUCAGAACAAACUUGCACGUCUUGAUGCAUUAUGUGUCAUUGCUUUUUACUUACAUUCCGACUAUGAUCAAAUUAGAAUAGAUAGAGAUAGAUCUCUUAAAAAGGAAAUUGAGCAUCAGUUCAAUGAAAUUUAUCCAACUUUACCUCUUCUACUACAAACGAUUAUUUUUAUUCGAUGUUUACCUUUACUUCAGCAUUCAAAAGCAACUGAUGAUUGUCUUCAAAAUAUCAUAAAUAAAUUUGCCAAUACAGACCAACGAGAUCAACAAGCGGUCAUUGGAGCUUUAUUACCAUACAUGCAAAUGAAUAGCACUUUUUCAUCCAUUUCGAAUUAUUUCUCUUAUAAUUUACAAGAGCAAAAUAAAACAAUACAUAAUAAAUCUUCUGCUUUGAAAACAUAUAUUGAUAUUGGUACACAUGAAAAUUUAUCGUUUUCAUUAUUUAUGUCUAAUUUGUAUCUUGUGGAAUUAGCGAAUGAUUUUAAUAAACUGAUUAAAAUGGAUAAUCGUCAAUUGAACAUCAAUGAACCAAUCGAAAUGAAGCUGUUUGAAUUUAACAAUAAUAUUUUGACAGGAGUACAAGCAUUAGCAAUAACAAAUAUUCUUUCUUUCAUCUCGUCAACUAAUCGAUAUAAUCAGUAUGAAAAGCUUUUGGUUACCUUAAGCAAUACUCUUCAUCGUGCGAAUUUGAUAGAAUUAAAAGCGUGUCGCUUGUUAGAAUCUUGGCUGAAAUGGAAAGAUUCAAAUGAAUAUUCUUGUUUUGCCUAUCAUGCUGCACUUCUUCUAAUUAAUUCUCAUAUAUGGUCUGUCGAAACUACAACAAUUGUAUGUGAUCUUUUAUGUAGUGACAAUGAUCGUUUUCGUCAAAGAGCUGAAAUUAUAUUCCAAUCACGAAAUGAAAAUGAUGUUCGAACUAGUUCAAUAUUGGGUAUUGAUGUUUUAUUAAUUUUAGUUAAGAAGAAAGUUCAUUAUCAAUUAACUUCAGCUUCUACCAAACUAAAAUUAAUUCGAUUGUUUUCAAAUAUAAUUAUAGAUAUUCAAUCUCAUCUAGAAACAUUACUUUGGUUAGAAAGAUACAGAAUUCAUGCAUUAACCAAUAAGAAAUAUUCCUUCAACAAGUUAAGAUCGUCGACAAAUUCUAUUGUAGCUACGUUUUUUUCAACUGAUAUAGCGAUAGAUGCAUGUACUUAUAUUAAUUUUUUUCGACUUUCUUUCUGA